CAUCUAUGGUGUUCCACUAUAAUUAGUUGCCACUAGCUUUCUAUUUAUAUUAUUGGACUGACUGCUAUAAUUUCAUAAACAAAAUGGAGACACCCAGAGGAGGCAGAAACACCGGCAACGGCAAGAAGAUGGAGAACAAUGAGAGUAAUGGAAGGUCAGAGGUUCGUUACAGGGGAAUUCGCCGCAGACCAUGGGGUAAAUUUGCAGCUGAAAUACGUGACCCAACAAGGAAUGGUGCGCGCCUGUGGCUUGGCACUUUUAACACUGCUGAAGAGGCCGCUCGAGCUUACGAUAGAGCUGCUUUUGCUUUCCGAGGUCAUUUAGCCAUUCUUAACUUCCCAAAUGACUAUCAGUAUCAUGCUCAAUCUGGCUCUUUCUCUUCUUCUUCUUCUUCAUCAUCACCUGGAGCUAAUUAUAGCAAUGCAUCGGCUUCUGCCUCUGGCUCUGGCAGAGGAGCUUCUUCCAGAGCUGGGAAAGAAACUGAAAAUGAAGUUAUAGAGUUUGAGUAUCUCGACAAUGAGCUGUUAGAGGAGCUUCUUGAUACAAAGGAGGAUUAUUGGCCGAGUCAAAAUAAAUAAGCAGAUUCAAUUGCGGUGGCUUAUUGUAGUUCCUUUUCUGGGUUACUGAAAUUUGUAUUCUUUGAUAAAAUUUAUUGAAACGAGAUUUACAAUGUAUUCAUUUCUGGGUUUUUAAUUAAGCAGUUGUCCUUUUUUCAAAAAGCAAACCCAAUACUGACGUGGCU
Mangifera indica (mango) is the source of this 742-nucleotide messenger RNA. RefSeq names its product ethylene-responsive transcription factor ERF098-like. The coding region runs from base 84 to 578 and encodes 164 amino acids. The transcript has a single exon. Gene Ontology annotation, biological process: regulation of DNA-templated transcription; ethylene-activated signaling pathway. Gene Ontology annotation, molecular function: DNA binding; DNA-binding transcription factor activity. The record is from RefSeq and is a predicted model, not a curated record. Lineage: Eukaryota; Viridiplantae; Streptophyta; Magnoliopsida; Sapindales; Anacardiaceae.